AUGUCCUCCACAGCAGAGUGUGACAAGGUAUCCCCCGAAUGCCCCGUCGCGGGCACGAUCUACGGGUACAGCCCUAACCUCGCCGCAAAUGUCGCCUUUUGCGCAAUCUUCAGCGCGUGCUGUCUCCUCCAACUCAUACAAAUGGCGAAAUGGCGUCUCUGGUCCUUUGGCAUUGCCAUGAUCCUAGGAUGCUUCUCCGAAGCAGUUGGCUACAUCGGCCGCAUCCUCCUCCACAGAAACUCAUACUCCUCAACCGGGUUCGAAAUUCAAAUCUGCACACUGACAAUGGGUCCCGCAUUCUGGUCCGCCGCAAUCUACCUAACACUAAAGCACGAAGUCGAGGUUCUCGGCCGCGGAUUCUCGCCGAUAAAGCCAAACCUGUAUCCCUGGAUCUUCAUCACCUGCGAUCUUAUCUCGCUUACACUGCAGGGCGCUGGCGGUGGUCUUGCCGCCUCGUCGGAUACGGAUGCGGGGACCAGGGCUGGCGGGAAUGUUAUGCUGGCUGGCAUUGUGUGGCAGGUUGUUACCCUGACUGUUUUCGCGUUGAUCUCGGGGCUUUUCUUCGUCAGGGUGAAGAAGGCACCUCUACAUACGUUGUCCGUUGAGGCGCAGAAGGUCUGGGAGGGGAAGAGGUUCUGGGUCUUUUUUUGGGGUGUCAUGGUUGCCUUCGGAACGACCUAUGCGCGAUGUGUUUACCGUAUCGCUGAAAUGGGCGGCGGCUGGAGAAACCAUAUUAUGCAGGACGAGACCGGAUUCAUUGUCCUCGAGUCUGUUAUGUGUGCAAUCGCUGUAGUUGCUCUGUGCAUCACCCACCCAGGGCACUUCUUUCCACAAAUGCGGCUCGGAAGAUUAAAAAAUGUGGUGGAGGAUGCUAUCCUACUCGAGCGAAAGUCUAGUCACCCACUAUGGCGUGAGAUGUAG
Molecule: messenger RNA, 921 nt
Organism: Aspergillus calidoustus
Lineage: Eukaryota; Fungi; Ascomycota; Eurotiomycetes; Eurotiales; Aspergillaceae
Source: the annotation of a GenBank genome assembly